GAACUCCUAUUAAUUAUUCCACUGAAAGUGGGUACCCGGAAGACCUGCCAGAAGAUUUUUAUCCUAGAAGAGUUCUCGGUACAGGCGUAAAAAUGGGAUUUACUGUUGUCUUGAAUGCAUCUUUAAAUGAAUACUUUUGCUCCUCUUCACGGAAUGCAGGCUUUAAGAUCCUUGUCCAUGGUUCAUCUGAAGUUCCCCGCAUAGCGGAUUCAGCAACUCUUGUACCAACAAAAUAUGAGACAAGAAUCCAAAUCAACCCUUCAUAUCGGGAUACAGCCAAGAAUGUUCGUUCGCUUCCUAUUAAGGAUCGAAAGUGCCUCUACAAUUCUGAAUUAACUUUGAAGAGUUUCCGAAUAUAUACGUCAGGAAAUUGUCGAAUGGAAUGUACUGCAGACAUUAUGGAGAGAGAGUGUGGAUGCAUCCAAAUUUAUCUGCCCCGACGAUCAAAUGACACCCUAAUUUGCGGAUUGAGUGACAUUCGUUGUGCGAAUCAAGUUGAAAGGGAGGUCAAUAAUUUAUUGAAUCCGAACGGCAAGUGUAAUAGCUGUCCUUGCAGUUGUGAUUAUAUCGAAUAUAAAGUGACUGUAACGCGCAGUCGUCUUCUGGCGAAAGAUCCUCAACUGGAUGCAAUUCUUCAGUCCGGGUAUGAUGUCAAUGAGUUGGCCGUAGUCCACUUUUAUCAUAAUCAAAGGAGAAUCCGUGUAACCAGAAUGGAAGCUUAUUUGGGCUUUCUUAAUUUCUUUUCGAACAGCGGUGGUAUCUACAGUUUAUUCUUGGGGUUCAGUUUCCUAUCACUUAUUGAGCUGUGUUACUUCACGGUAUUGUUUCUGCCGAAAGCUAUCAAAUACAUACGAACAAAGGCACAACGUACAGUAAAGGCCGCGCCAAAAUGUGCCAGCAUUUAUUCCAUGAAUAGAGAAGAAUCGAUCAUUCGGAGGAAAAUUGGGGCCUACUUUAUAAGCAAUGCAGAUGCAGAAUAA
Messenger RNA from Hermetia illucens (black soldier fly), 980 nucleotides. RefSeq names its product pickpocket protein 28-like. The transcript is spliced from 4 exons. Gene Ontology annotation, biological process: sodium ion transmembrane transport. NCBI's taxonomy places the organism in Eukaryota, Metazoa, Arthropoda, Insecta, Diptera, Stratiomyidae. Gene Ontology annotation, cellular component: membrane. Bases 93 to 980 code for a protein of 295 amino acids. Gene Ontology annotation, molecular function: ligand-gated sodium channel activity. The record is from RefSeq and is a predicted model, not a curated record.